CUGUUCCUAAAUCAGAACCUCUCCUCUGCCCCCCACAGCUUAUCUUUUGACUGUAGCCUAGGUGGCUUCAGAUUUCCCCUUCUAAGCUUUCCCUUUCGUCGCUGAGCUAUUUAGAGGUGCUCAUGUUUCCAUAAACAAACUUAAAGUAAAAUCUUUCUUCUCUUUUUGGAUCCUUCAUCUUGCCUUGGCUUUUGAAGACACUACUUCCUCUCCUCAUAUUUCUCCCCGUCUCUAGGGAGACACCUUUUAUCUUGUAUCCAAACCAAAAUACCUCUCCUUUUGUCUCUGAAGGCCUAUUAUCUGUAUACAGUGCCUCAAGAUGCUCUUCUGAGCCAGCUUUUUGUAGGAGUCAUUAAAGAAGUUCAAACUCUUUCCCCAGACUGCUCUGUGUAAAGGUUACUUCACCCUUCCUUAUAGCAUCCAAAGACUCCUCUUCAAAGUCCUCAAAGUCCCUUUUCUUUGGUGUAACCUACAGGGGAUCUUGUCUUCAGCUUCCAUGGCCGCUGUCAGCAUGGCCUCACCCCGCUUCAAUCCCAAUCUCACAAAUAAACCAUUCACCAUUACAAGCAGCUCGAGCAAUCCCCGAGAUGACUCCUUCUCUUCACACUACACCCUCAUCAGAGAGAACUUCCCACCUGAGCUCGGUAGCUCCGCUCCGAGUGGCUUGUCCUUCCAAAUAAGCCUCGGUGCAAGGAGGCCAAGUGAUGGUGAGAUAGACAUCUUCGAUGCAAAGAAUUACUUCAGUGGACGAAUGGAUGGUGAUACAGAGCUACAACCUGAGAACAUACCAAAGACACCAACUAAUAAAGAAGAGAAGUCCAGCGUCAAAACCAAGUCAAGGACGAGGAGCAUUGCUUCGGAGAUGAGUGGAAACAGCCAGAUCACUCUGCUCCGAGAGCACCGGAAAUACCCGCUCCCCGGUGGGCAAAGACCAGCCAAUACCAAGAGCUUCCUCCAUGUUUUCCGGUGCUCUUGCUCUCGAAAGAAUGCCGUCGAGGUCGACCAGGAUGCCGGGUCCAGUACUACUCCGAGCAGCCGCAGGAGGACUGCACGUGGUAGAGAGGGUGGUGACCGCCGUCCGGCGAGCCGGCGAUGGGAGGAGCACUUGGGAAGGGACCUGAGAACGGAAAGGUUCGGUUUUGGGCUCAGAGAAGAGGCAAUUGGUUUCCCACCAAAUUUAAAUUUUGGGAUGGGAAAAGUGACCGUUGUAAGGGAUUUGAAAGAAGAGGGAAGGGUCGGGGGAGUUCCCAAGAGGUUCGUGCCUCCUUUCUUUGAAAAAAAUGAUCAUAUAGGCUCCAGUCUCAGAAGGAGCUUGACCAUGACUCCAGUACUCAACCCUGCCGGUAGCGGCGGUGGCGGGAGAGACGACGACCUCGGGAGCGAGUCGAGCUCCGAGUUGUUCGAGAUCGAGAGCAUAUCACUGAAUUCCCAUCCAUUCUUCCCGGCGACGGGUUACGAGCCCAGCGAGGCGAGCAUCGAGUGGAGCGUCGUCACGGCAAGCGCCGCAAAUUGCUCGGUGGCGUCGGAGUGCAACGACGACGGCCUGAGGGGGGGCGGGAAGACUCCGAGGCAGCACCGGUCGGGGCUGCUGUUGGGAUGCGUUAGCGAGAAGGCGGUGAACGUGAAGGCCGACGCCUAUAACUACAAGGUGCCGGAGAGGGUGAGCUUGCCGGCGGCGAGAUACCACGGGGAGAGCUGCAGGGCGAUGGACUUGGGACCGGCUCGGGCUGGACGGGCGCUCUCACCGGGCGGUGUCUCGCGCGUGCGCGCGUCGCGGGCCCUCUACAUGCACUGAGGGUCGGAUUGGGUGGUGGAGUUCGGCGUAGCAUGCGUUUUGCAUUAAAUGAUGGUGGUGGGGAAAUGAGGUGACGAAUAUUUGUGAAGUUUUUAUGUACUCAAAAAUUGUGAAGUUUUUCUUUGGUUGUUGUGAAUGAUGUAAUGUUUUAAAUCAGUGGAGGACUUCUAGAGCAGGUCUCUUUUCGAUCUA
Elaeis guineensis (African oil palm) is the source of this 1987-nucleotide messenger RNA. RefSeq names its product protein PHYTOCHROME KINASE SUBSTRATE 4. Lineage: Eukaryota; Viridiplantae; Streptophyta; Magnoliopsida; Arecales; Arecaceae. The record is from RefSeq and is a predicted model, not a curated record. Gene Ontology annotation, biological process: phototropism.